CCGGCAAAAAAAUUUAAUUAUGUACACAUGCCAUUUUUAAGUCACAUGACUUGAAUCUGAUUUUAAAAUAGUUCCCCAAUUUUCUUCGUUAUAGAAAAAUUAUUAAGAUGGAUUCCAUUAAUGAACAUCCUGAUGUUUUAAUAGAUUCUUUACCAUACUUUGACCAAGAAAUUGAUUAUGAAGGAAUGCGAGCAAAAGUUGAUAAACUUGUUGAACAGGAGAUGAAGAAACGUCCAGUUGGCGUGAAACGUGAUCAAGCUUUGAAUUUUCCAGCAAAUUUCGAAUUCUUUAAAGAUUCACCUAUUCUUGCAACAGAGUAUCAACGUGUUCAAUUGGGUAAACCGAUUGUCGAAAUGGAUAUAAAUAGAUAUAAAUUAGCGGAACCUGAUAAUAAAGAAGAUCAAGAAGCAUGGGAAAAAGCUGUAAAUAAUUCUAAAGCACAAUUACAACAUCAAAAUUUGCGAAUGUUCAAUUUGGAAUUACUACAAAAAUACGGAGCUAAUGCUUGGAGACUUCACAAUUACCAAUUAGAAAAUGAAUUGCAGCAAUAUCAAAAAACUUUGGAGGAAUAUAAACAGAACAUCUUAGAUUUGAAUAUACAGAGAAAAGCUGAACAGCUCCAAACAGGGAAUAAAAUUGAAGCAUUGAAUAAUAAAUGGACAGAGAUGAUUGGUCAAACUCUUCAAGUAGAAGUCGCCUGUGCUUCUUUAGAAGUUGAAGUACAACAAUUGAAAUUAUAUGAAAAACAACUUAGAGCAUCAUUGGGCGCGAAUAAUGGAGAACAGGUUUCUGAAAAUGAAAACGACCAAAAAGAAGAUUAACUAUUUUGAAGCUCAAAGGCAUAAUAAAAAUCUGCUGAAAAUGAAAAAGAAUACCAUAAGUUAAUAAAUUUCGUAAAUUUAAUAAAAUUUAUAUUUGAUCAGGUGUAUAUUCAUUAGAUUUGGUUUAGAACAUAGAAAUUAAUUUAUAUUUCAGUAUUCGUC
Molecule: messenger RNA, 983 nt
Organism: Rhizophagus irregularis DAOM 181602=DAOM 197198
Lineage: Eukaryota; Fungi; Glomeromycota; Glomeromycetes; Glomerales; Glomeraceae
Biological process (GO): mRNA processing
Cellular component (GO): catalytic step 2 spliceosome; Prp19 complex; precatalytic spliceosome
Source: RefSeq, a predicted model, not a curated record